GUAAGGUUUGAGGUGAAAAAUGGCCUGAUGUUGUGCUACAGAAAGAUGGAGAGAAAGAAAGAAUACUGCCUUUUUAGAGGUCAUAACUCCUGAGAAGUUUCUUCACUUGAAAACCCUGCCAUGUGGUCCAACAACAAUGCUGCUCCCUUCUUGCUGACUGGCUUCCUGGGCUCAGAGGCAAUUCAGCACUGGAUCUCUAUUCCCUUCUUUGUCAUCUACCUCUCCAUCCUUUUGGUCAAUGGCACACUUCUCUUUCUCAUUUGGAAUGACUCCAGUCUUCAUGAGCCCACGUACUACUUCCUAGCUAUGCUGGCAGGUGCAGACCUUGGGAUGACACUAACCACAGUGCCCACAGUCCUGGGUGCAAUUUUCCAGAGGGAAAUUUCCCAGGGUGACUGUUUCACUCAGUCUUACUUCAUUCACACCCUGUCCAUUGGAUCCGGUGACUUGCUUGCCAUGGCCUAUGACCGAUUCAUCGCCAUCCGCACCCCUCUGAGGUAUAACUCCAUUCUUACCAAUUCCCGGGUGAUGAAGGUAGGCCUGGGGGUACUAAUGAGGGGCUUUUUAUCCCUUGUGCCCCCAAUCGUGCCACUCUAUUGGUUCCCAUAUUGCCGUUCACGUGUUCUUUCCCAUGCCUUUUGCCUCCACCAAGAUGUCAUGAAACUCGCUUGUGCUGAUGUUACAUUUAAUCGUGUAUAUCCAGUUAUUCUGGUUGCUUUGACUUUCUUCCUAGAUGCUCUGAUUAUUCUCUUCUCUUAUAUUUUAAUCUUGAAGACAGUUAUGGGCAUCGCCUCUGGAGAAGAGCGAGCUAAGGCCCUUAACACCUGUGUCUCCCAUAUUAGCUGUGUUCUGGUCUUUUAUAUUACUGUGAUUGGCCUGACCUUCAUCCACAGGUUUGGGAAACAUGCACCACGUGUGAUCCACAUUACUAUGAGCUAUGUCUACUUUCUCUUUCCUCCAUUCAUGAACCCCAUUAUAUAUAGCAUCAAGACCAAGCAAAUUCAGAGAAACAUCAUUCGCCUAUUUUCUGUGCACAGAAGGGCUUGA
This is a messenger RNA of Acinonyx jubatus (cheetah), 1047 nucleotides long. RefSeq names its product olfactory receptor 51B4-like. The record is from RefSeq and is a predicted model, not a curated record. Gene Ontology annotation, biological process: G protein-coupled receptor signaling pathway. Gene Ontology annotation, molecular function: G protein-coupled receptor activity; olfactory receptor activity. Lineage: Eukaryota; Metazoa; Chordata; Mammalia; Carnivora; Felidae. Gene Ontology annotation, cellular component: membrane.